UCCCAAUUGAAACAGAGAGGUCAAGGGUUUGAGGAAGCAGUGAUGGAGGGAUCUUCGAGUUAUCUCAAACCAUGCGCAACAGUGACGAAGAAAGAAGGAGAUUCGAGGAAGGAGACGGCAGAACACAUGGAGGUUGUUGUGAAUUCAAAGCGUAAGGCCGAGUUCGAGCCUGAGAAGUACGAGGAGGAGGAAGAGUACGAUGAUGAGUACGAGGAGGAGGAGGAGGAAUGGGAAGAGACUAGUAAAUCUGACAUAUUACAGGCGCCUGAGUGGGAUGUAGACAGCUUCGAUGGCGUAGAGUAUUGCUCCUCUCCUGAUGUGCAGCUUUCUACUUUAUCCGACGAGGAGGAGGCGAUUCAUGACUAUAACAUCAUUAAACGCCAGCUUAUCGACAGCAAGGGUUUUUACGCUGAUACAAACCUAAAGCAUAUCUAUCACUACAAAGGAAUCUGUCCAGUGAGUUUGGACUUGAUGGCAUAUCCCGACAGAACGUUUCGUGAUUACUGGGAAGAGAUGGUUCAUGUCUGUCUCGAAAGACACAACCAAGACAAGGAUACCAAGGUAGAGUUUGUUGAAGUUGUGAGAGGUCAUUAUCGCGGAGGACGAAAAUGCAAGUCAUACAUUACUUUUAUGGCCAGGGAGAAGCCGGAUGGGCCUCUUGUUGAGUAUCAAGCCAAGGCUAUGGUUACUCUUGAUAAUAAGAGACACCCCAUCCUCUGCAGACCCACUCCUCCUACGCCGAACCCUUAAGAGGAUGGACUUGGCGAAGGGCGUAUCGUGGGAAGUCAGACUUACUGGAUUUUUAAUGAUAUAUCUACUGGUUGUAACAUUUUAACUUGGGUUCUUAAUGACUCACUUAUCUUUUGUUUAAGAAAGACUGGACGUAUGAUUUUUCAAGAAUUUCUUAUUAAGACUAGUGCUGCUUUCAAUGUUAUUUGAUUUUAGUUUGUUAAUCUAUGGAUUUUUUUUGUAGAGUGCAGCUCUAAGUUACUUUUGCUAAAACGAUUUCACU
This is a messenger RNA of Eruca vesicaria subsp. sativa (arugula), 1012 nucleotides long. The record is from the annotation of a GenBank genome assembly. NCBI's taxonomy places the organism in Eukaryota, Viridiplantae, Streptophyta, Magnoliopsida, Brassicales, Brassicaceae.